Osmia lignaria (orchard mason bee) is the source of this 7338-nucleotide messenger RNA. It is a transcript of the gene Elys, whose product is annotated as AT hook containing transcription factor 1 homolog. The record is from RefSeq and is a predicted model, not a curated record. NCBI's taxonomy places the organism in Eukaryota, Metazoa, Arthropoda, Insecta, Hymenoptera, Megachilidae.
UGGUAGUAUUUCCUAACGUACUUCGCAGUUGUAUAGUUACAGUUUUAAAAUGAAUGCACGAGUAGUGAAGCGAAUCUAAAAUAAUACCACUUUUUUCGAGUGUUUCUAAAUUACGUCGUUUUGCAGAUACUCUAUCAGAUGAUACUUUGAACAUACGCGAUCCAAGUUUCCUCAAACUGCUCGAUACAGAAAGGAAAGCAGAACAUUGAAAUUUGGCGGCAUCAUAACCUUAUGGUGACCUCAGUGGAAAGUUUAUAAAUGACUUUUUCAUAUUCAGUCUAUUUUAAUACCGCAUGUAAAAUAUGAGAGAAUUAGAAGAAGUAAACUGCGAGAUUCGCAAUGUCAUAGAGAUUCAACAGUUUAUGACAAGCUAUUUAAGUAACAUAGAAGGAGAUGGCACUGGAUCAUUGAAUGGUUCACAAAUAUGUAACGGUGUUGACGAUGUUUAUGGAGGUUUUUUAAACGAUGCAGCAUACGCUUGGCUCGGUUAUGGUUGCCAUUUAAUAAUACUGAAUACAAAAUCUGGUGAAAAUUGUAGCUCCUGGACUUUCAGAGGGAGGAUAACAUGCGUUUGUCAAUUCCCUGCUCACUCAGGAGAAUUACCAUUGCUUCUUGUUGGUUUGGACAAUGAGGCGACUAGAACUAAAGACUCCAUGGGCUUGUUAUGCGUUUUUGAUUGCACUACAUCUCGUGUUUUGAGAGCUAUAAGAAUGCCUGCCGGUGUAGAACAAGUUUGCAUUGUGUCUGGUGGAGCAGAGUGGGAAGAAUUCAAUGACAAAAGACCAGACAAUAUUCUCACGCAGAUGGACGGUAUAGCUUGUGUAGUUUUACGCAAUCUUCAUCAUCUGAUGAUCGAUCUACAGAGAUCCUCCUGGGAAAUACCUGAAUCAUCCGUUUUAAUGGAUGAAGUAUCUCCAGCUGAGAUUGAAUUUAUAACGACAAAGGAUUCUUUUCAUAGAAACCAGACGAAUAAAAAUAAACACAUGGCUUGUAAUUUAUUAAAUCGUCGCAUAGAAACACACAUAGGAUUUAACAGAGAAGAUUUCGAAUCGAAUGUUAUUUUGGAUGAAAAAUUAACGACCAGUGUCAUUAGUUCAACGAAAAUCGGAUGCUUGAUAUCAGGUUGCUUGGGCAGAGUAAUAAUAUGGCAAAACGAUGGUUCAGUAGGAUGGAUCAGCUCGCCCGUUGACGAGACUAUGGUAGUAACUCAGUUAGCCUUGCUGGAACCAACCGACGACCCCAGACCAUUUUACUACUUGUGGGUGGUCUUUCAAGAUGACACGUUCAAGGUGCCUCCUCUCUUAAGAAUGUAUGCCUUAUUGUUCGAGCGAAAGUACUCCGACAAACGAACGAAUUUUUACUUUAAUCUGGAAGCCGAGCCUUGCCUUAAAUUCGAAUUUAAAUUAGACACAGCGGACAGAGUUGUCAGUUUAUCCACGAUCGAGAGGGAAACGAAUCUGGAUCAAACGGAAUCCGAGUUCCGACGAAGCGAGGAGAGUUUGCUAUUGAUCUCAACUACUAAUAGAACAUUGUUAUUCGAUUUGAAUCAGUGGUACAAGGAACAGAUGCCGCAAACGAUCAACGAAUGCAAAAAUCCGAACAGUAUAUUAGCUUGUUACGACACGAAACACAGACCGUCUAGCUCCAACAGAGACAAGAUAAUAAGCAGCACUUACGUGCUUAGGUCUCUGCAAGAGUUUCCAAAUAACAAUCUAAGCCUGUCGGAAGAGAUAUUCUAUCCGAACUCUUUGUCCCUCGAAUGGAUAGAAUUGAGCCUUACGAAAUUAACAUUUUGGUUGACCCGUGGUGUUCAGAAUGAGUUGCUCCGUGAGAUAGCUCUCACCGGGCCCAUCAUACUCACUCAGCCUUCAGAAAUGUUUCACAAGUGUCUCUCGGUAGGUUUGAUACCGUUCAACACAGAAGUAUCCUUUUCCAGCGAUCAGAACGUUCAAAGAGACAUGAUACUGUCGCUCUGCCUGGAGCAACGUUGGACGACCUUCUUAAUAAAAUGCGCCAAGGAAUGGUCGGACGGCAGUGCAGCGUACAUGUACCCAAAUUUCCUGAAAUGGGGCAUACAACGUGCCUCCUCGAUAAAACUGAUCGCGGAUCGCUUAUGCGUUCCAUUGUUCGAUCAGUCCGGUAACAGCAUAGGUGAGUCCGACGUGAAGACCUUAAGAUUUUGUUACCAACAGUUGGAAUGUCUGUCGAACGUGGUCGCGAAGUUGCCUUUCGAAACUAGCAGUCUGAUGAAACAACGAAAAGCGCUUAAACGUGUAUCCAUGUAUUUUCAAGUACUCCUCUGGUUCUACGACGUUGGUUUGUUGCCUGAGACCCAAAGCCUGGAGGAAGGUUCUCUACCGAUCUCCCUCUCCUUGAAGAUCCCUUAUCCAUUUGAGAAGCUGUACAAUUUAUACAAAGAAAAACGAGAGUCUAUCAGGGAUGAUAAUGAAACCGAUGAAAACGUGAGAGUAUUUUUUAUAGAUGAAUUAAUAACAAGGGAGUGUCCUGCGUUGAACUUGCAAUGGGAGAAAGAAGCAGGAGACACGAAUACCAAUGGCAAUUAUCCUCCCCCUUCCUUACAAUCAUUACUCAGAAGUUAUCUCACUGAUUGUGAUCAGGCAGAGUCAGACGAGAUUGAAUGCAAGCAUCAGAUCAUCAUAUACCUAUUGAUGGACCUGGCUAUGCUACUGCAAGGAUCUUAUCCUGGCGUUGAUCAAUUAAUCAAGUACCCUUCUUCGUUCAAACUUAGCCCCAGUCUCAUAAAACUCACCCAGGCAUUCUGGUUACUGGAUCACGAAGAUUAUCAUGGUUUCCUGGACAUGAUGACUGGUCAACUGGUGCGCGACUCAGACGUCAAACCCUGGCACCAUAAACUUGUACUUAGGACACUGAUCAGGAACAAUCAGCACAAAUUAGCUCUGAUGUAUCUGCGCAUAAAGAAACCUCCUCUGUCCUCCGUUCAGGAACAGAGCACACUGAUAGGCCUGUCCGUGGAACACGGUCUGAUACAAUCUGCUUUUCAUCACAGACCCCAGUCUCAUUACGCGCAAUUGUUAACCUGCUUUUUCCAAGCCUGUAAAACUUACAACAAGCUCAGCGACAUUCUGCACUUGGCUCUGGACUCGGAGGAGGAGGAAAUGUUCGUCAAGUUUCUGGAGGACACCAAGUCCGAGGAUACGAGGUUGUUGUACUACCUACAACGCUGUCGUUACAUGGAAGCUAACAAUGGAAGGUCAUUCGAUACAAGGAACCUGCACACUGAUAUGCUGAACGCUUACAACGCGACGUUGCCUGAUGUGGUGAAAAGAUUCUCCAUGAACAUGGGGAAAACGAGUUUCGAUACAGGCCUAGAGCCGAGGUAUCCUAAACCGAUGUCCCACACAAAAAAUUCUCAGCAGAUUACUAACAUUUAUGAGACUAUGAUCAGAAAGGCGAAGGAGACUUGUCCCAGAGGGGAGAGGUCUUUUAUUCCUUUCGUCACGGCUCCUUGCACGUCACUGAGGUUGAACGAUGAUCGCAUUAAUAUAAACUGUGUGGUGUCUCCGAAAGUCGUGCAGAAGAGUAGGAAACGCAGUUUUGAUCGAACGAUGGAGGACGAGGAGGACAGUGGAAUGAGAACACCUGACAGGACUAAACGCAGGAAGCUGCUGGACGAGGGUGAAGCGGCCUUGAACGCUGCGUUUAGCACCCCGUUGGUGAAACGAAAGGUAUCCAGCAGCAGAGACACGCCGUCUGAAACUCCACAUUCUAUCUUGAAGAUUCGACAGCUUAUAAGAAAUUCGACUUCACCGACCAUUGGGAGCUUGCAAGGGGAUACGGUGGACGGUACAGAAUCUGAAAGGAAACGAAAGAUCAAUAGGCAGAUAAGGUUCAGUAUUUCUCAAUCAAAGAAAAAUAACGCUCAUGAUGAAACCAAUGCAGAAGAGGAUGGCAGUAAGGUGAAUGCGUCUGAAGGAAGCGACGAGGUGUCCCUUAGUCCAACGAUAAAUGAAAAGUCUCUUACUGAAAGUACAGUUCUGUCUGAUAGUAGCUAUACUUGUAAAAAUGUAUAUACACCUCGUCCUAGACCCAGUCUUAGGAGAACUUACCUGCAAACGCCAACGGAGUCUAUAAACGAGUCUAGGAAAAGAAUAUCUGCGAAUUCUAAUUUGAGUAAUUCGUCUAAUUUCGUGGAGAAUUGUUCCAAACUCGCGUCAGAGGCAACGCCUCGCCUGUCCAGAACUUGUACAGAAUUAUUCUCUUCCUCUAUUCAUUCCUCAGCGGUACUCUCCCCGAAUAGUAGCUUUGAGGUGGAAAUUUCAUUGAAGAGAUCCCUGGAGAACAAUUCACAGUUGUUAAAAUUUUCCAAACAGCAGAAUAAUUAUAAUUCCAUCAAUUCAACUGUUUUAAGAAAUAGUUCCAGAUCUGAAGAACAAUAUAAAGUUGAAGAAGAUAAUGAGGUGCAGUGCACAGAGAAUAGGUCUGAGAGUACAGAGAAAUUGAAUUUCCAAUUUGGUGAGGAUAAUAGAUCAAGGGAGGAUGUGCUAAGUAAAUGUAGAAAUGGAGAUCUUUCAAAGGCGAGAACUUUGGAAGCUGAUAAUGAGGAGAACGACCACGAGGAAGAAUUCGAACACUUUUCUAACGCUACAGAAAAUAAAUCUGCACUUUCAGGGAGCAAAGAACGCUGGUCGGUUGGUAGGAAAUUACAAAAUCAAUCUAGACAGGAGAAUGAAAAUUUGAACAAUGGUGAACACUUUGGUGACAUCACUGAGGAUGAAUCUUCAAAGAGCGGCGACGAAGAUAAGGAUAAAGAGAAAGAUGGUUCACAGAAGAUACAGAUGAAGGGAGAUAAUAUGUACGACGCAUCGAACAUCACGGAUGAUGAAUCUGAUUCCAGUACAGAAAUAAUUGAAUCGAAGAGGAACAGUAUUGCAAUUUCCAAUAAGCAGGAAAAUGUAGAUAAACUUUCUGAUAAGAAGAAAUAUACGCGAGACGAUGAAACAAUUGAAAAGUCCAUAUGUCUUGAUAAUAAUAAUUCCAGUUAUAGAGAAACAGUGGAAAAAGCAGUUCAUGAUUCACAGAAAUCUGUGAAUUUGAAGGAUGAUGUUAAUACUUCUAAUUUAGAUAAUGAAUCCUUAGACACCAGUCAGAAUAUUACACCUAGAGUAACCAGAUCACGUAGAGCUUCUUCGAUAGCUAAAGAGAUAAAUAUAUCACCAUUAAAUUCGCCUACCAAGGUGAUUGGAAAGACACCUAGAUCAAGACGAGCCAGUUCAUUAAUGAAGGAGGUAUUAAUUGCAUCCAUUGCCCCAGCGGAUGAGGAAGUCAGACAGACAGCUUCUUCUGGGUCAGAGGAAUCAUCACCGAAGAGAGGUAGAAGAAGAGCGACAUCUGUAACGAAGGAUGUUUCUGAGAAAGUGGAAGAUGAAGAAGUUAAGGCACCAGUGGUGAGGAGAAGCACAAGGAGAGCUGCUUCUGUGCAAAAGGAACUGUCAGAAUCAAACAAGCCAUUAGCAAAGAAUAGUAAGGUUUCCUUGUCCUCUGAGCCAAUAAUGGAAGAUGAGAAAGAGAAGCUGCAGACAGAAACUAAAAAGACAAAAGCAAGACGAGGAUCUGUGAGUGAAAGAAAACCAGGCACACCAUCAAAGUCAAUGAAAGAAUCUAAAUUAAAUGAAGAGAAAGGAGAGGAAAUGAAUCUGAAGGCAACAAGGAAACAUGGUAGUUCAGUGCCUAAGGAAGCGAUGAGUGCAAUAAGAACUAGAAGGUCUAGCAGCGUAGUUAAGGAAGAUAUUCCAGAGGAUGUUGAAUUAUUAGAGAAAAUAAUGAAAGAACGACAUGUGGUAGAUGCAGCAGUGAAUAGUCCUGCUGCAAAUACACGUAGUCGAAGAUUAUCAAUACAGUCCGUGCCAGAGGAGCUGGAGGAGGUCCUAAGCGUGCCAUCAAAGGAGAGAGCAACCAAGUCCAAAGCUACAAAGCAGUCUGCGCAGACUUCCAGACAAAGAAGAGCUACAAGCGUUGAACCUUACCAAGCAGAGAGUAAAAGAAUAACCAGAAGUACUCGUGGUAAGGAUAUUCUUAAGGAAGUUAUAGUAGAAGAGGAGGUGCCACAAAUGGACAGUCCUGGAAAGGCAGAAGCUUCUGGUGUUAAGAAAGUUCCUACAAAAAGAAAACGUACUUCUUCGACUACUGUUACCACUCAAGAAGAUAAAGAAACAACGCCCAGAUCAAGAAGAGGACGAAAAACAAAAAAUCAAGGAAUUAACGACCAGUUUUUGUUUUCACAACCAGACAAGCCAGGUGAUUCACCGUUGGAUGAAAAAGCCAUCGGAGAAGUACCAAAAUAUGUAUUCUCACCUCCUCAUACCAGGUCAAAAGCCAUCGCUCCUGAUUAUCGUAGCAGAAUGAAAAACUUUAUUCCAAUAUUGAACGAAGAUGAAAUAGAAGAAGAAGAGAAAGAAGAAGAACGACAGAGUCUACAGAAAAGCUCAAAGUAUAAAAAAACAGGCCAAUACACUCGUGUAACUACACAUCGCUAUAGAACGAAAUUUGUACUACCCAAAAGAUCAAAAAGUACAUCAGAUUAAACUUAAUUUUUUGUAUAAAAUUUCUUUUUUUAACUCUUUUUUUUUUUUCUUCUGUUUAAACGUACUUUCAGUUUCACAAUAUCUCUAUCAGAUCUAUGAUAGAUCCUGCACAGUGACAUUUAUUUCUGAUGUAUAGUGAUAACAUGUAAAAAAGAAAUAGCUCGGCUUUUCGUAUAAUUUCGUUGCACAGCUAAAAAUGAAUUAGAAAUUACGAUGAUAUGGGACCAUGUGGAAUUAAACUUUUGUUAUAUCAGAAAAAGAAAGGUGCUAAGUUCAUUAAGGCACAAGAUCAAUUUUUCUAAAAUAUGGUCAUGGAAAGGAGCUUUUUCUUAUGGAUUUAAUAUAUUCAGUAUAAUACCAGUUACAAUAACUAUAUUUUAUCAAUAAGUAAUCUCAUAUAAUAUUAAUGCUUAAAAUAUAUGCUAACGUGAUCGUUUUCUGACAAGUAUAUUUUUAAAAUUAACAUGUUUUAAUUGGAAAGAUUAUUUUGUAUAAUCUAUAAAUUUACAUUAUUCUCCACUUGUAGUUUGAAUUUAUGAUUAACUGAUAUUCUUUUUAAGUUUCCAAACGUGUAGGCAGCUGUACAGAACAGAAAUUUUCUUGAUCUCUAUUUUGGAAAUAUUCAAACAGGCAGGGUUUCAAAAACAAUGUAUUAUAUCGAACGAACGACUAGUACCAUAUUAACUGUAAAUCAUAAGGUCCGUUACUUUUAUACAGGAAUUUGCCAAAUAUAAUAUUUGUUACAUUAAUCAAUUUCUUUCUUUUUUUUUUUUUU